UUCCUCGUCGCAAACCCAGCAGGCAUUCUGAUCUUGAAACUAUAACAACGACAACCUCCAUAUCCAUCAGCGAACGCACGUUCCCGGCCUCCGCUCAACCAAGCGCAAGCUACCACCCAACAUGCGGCGGAACUCCGAGUCGUUCACCUUCACAGGCCAACCCUUAAACCGUACAGCAGACGGCCCCCUAUCCUCCGCCACACCCAGCCGCGCAACCACCCGCGGCCUCUCCAAAAAGGGCUUCUCCAACAAACUCCUCUACCCCGGCUUCCGAAAAGACGGGAUAGACUACCACCUCAACGACUGUGUCCUGGUCGAGGCCGAGGACCAGGAUGAGCCGUACAAGGCGAUGAUAAUCGCCUGCUAUCGCGAUGAGGAAGGGACUGGGAAGAUGGAUAUUAGGUGGAUCUAUGCUGCGUCGGAGGUGGAGAGGCAGUUGGGGACUACGGCGGCGAGGACGAGGAAGUGUCGGGCGCUGGAGCUUGACCCGGCCGAAAUCGUCCAUACAGACAUGAAGGAGGUCAAAGAGGACAUUGAGCACAUUUGCGGCAAGAUCGAGGUGUUGUCCCGGGACGAAUACAGAUCGCGAUACCCGAAAUCCAACCCCGACGGAAUCUACUUUUGUCACCGUACGCUCGGGUCCGCCCGCGAUGUGAAGGCGUGGCCGAUGGAUUGGGAGGCCUUUAGGAGGAAUGAAGACGCUCCACCCUUUGAAAAGGCGGAGGCUAUGCAGAAGAGGGAGGGUAAGGCGAAGGAGCAUGCUGCUGCGCGGACACCUGCGAGGACGACCAGGAAUGAGACUGCUGCUGCGACGCCUGCUUCUGCGAAACCGAACAGCGUGAGAAAGGCAACGGGGCGGAGAAAGAAGGAGGGAUGGACGGAGGAAGAGGUGGGACAGGCUGCACCACCGAGGAAGUCGCGUGGGCGGAGUAGCGUAGAGGAAAGCGAGGAGGUGCGCAAAGGUCUUUGCGCAUAGUCUUGGUAAUUGAACGUUGUCUAAAUGGGCGUCUCUUCCAGCAACAUCCCGCGUCAGAGGAAGCGGAACAAAUAGACGGCGAGGAAGCUGAGGACG
Molecule: messenger RNA, 1072 nt
Organism: Fimicolochytrium jonesii
Lineage: Eukaryota; Fungi; Chytridiomycota; Chytridiomycetes; Spizellomycetales; Powellomycetaceae
Exons: 2
Coding region: 122-976 (284 amino acids)
Molecular function (GO): chromatin binding
Source: RefSeq, a predicted model, not a curated record